Molecule: messenger RNA, 590 nt
Organism: Eucalyptus grandis
Lineage: Eukaryota; Viridiplantae; Streptophyta; Magnoliopsida; Myrtales; Myrtaceae
Product: translation initiation factor IF-2
Exons: 1
Coding region: 72-590 (172 amino acids)
Source: RefSeq, a predicted model, not a curated record
CGAACGCUCGACUUUCACAAGAGCCGAAGAAAGUGUUCUUUUUCAAGAAGAAGGAAGAGGCGAGAGAAGAGAUGGGCAUUUGCCAUUCGAGCGAGCCCGCAAGUACCGCCGCGGACACCGCGAAGCUGAUCCUCCAGGACGGCCGCCUCCAGGAAUUCGCCCACCCCGUCCGGGUCUCCCGCGUGCUGCAGAGCUGCGACCCCGCGUGCUUCAUCUGCGACUCCGACGACAUGGGCUUCGACGGCGUCGUCUCCGCCGUCGACGGCGACGAGGAGCUCCGGCCCGGGCAGCUCUACUUCGCCCUCCCGCUGAGCAGGCUGAGGCGGCCGCUGGAGGCGAAGGAGAUGGCCGCAUUGGCCGUCAAGGCCAGCUUGGCCAUGAAGGGGAAGGGCCGCGGGCAGAAAUGCGGGAGGGCGAGGGCGGCGGCGGCGGCGUUCUCCGGCGGGAAGGAGGGGAGACGCCCGGCGGAGGUGGGCGGUCGUGGUGGUGGUGGUGAUGGUGGGUCCGGGUCGGCGAAACGACGGGGUGGCGGUGGUUGUGGUAGGCGGAGGAGGAAGAGCGUGGCGAUUUUGAGUGCAAUUCCUGAGUAG